Molecule: messenger RNA, 1653 nt
Organism: Penicillium alfredii
Lineage: Eukaryota; Fungi; Ascomycota; Eurotiomycetes; Eurotiales; Aspergillaceae
Gene: noc4
Product: ribosome biosynthesis protein NOC4
Exons: 3
Coding region: 1-1653 (550 amino acids)
Biological process (GO): ribosome biogenesis
Cellular component (GO): Noc4p-Nop14p complex; small-subunit processome; nucleolus
Source: RefSeq, a predicted model, not a curated record
AUGCCUGCUCCAGUAGACGCAUCAGCCAUCUCAAAGAAGAGGAAGAGUAGCAAAAAUGGCGGUGCCCCCUCCUCCAAGCGUCGAGCAGUGGCCGAACCCGAUUUCACCGAGACGCUGUCCACCAUUCAAGACCUCGAGAACCAGAUUGCCGAAUCGCGGAAGCACUACAACAAUAUUGCGACCCUGAUUUCCAUGCUCAAUGUCGAGCCGUCGGCUAAGCAUCCGGAACUGGCCGUGGCCGUAUCACUCUGCCGGGUGUUCACCCGGUUGAUCGCAGCGGGGAACCUGACAGAAACGAGUCGCGCGGCUGAAAAUGAGAAAAUUGUGGUGGCAUGGCUGAAGGAGCGCUGCUUGGAGUACCAGAGGGCGCUCAUGGCGAUUAUGCGCCAGGCGGAUAGUGCUUCUCAGAUUACUGCUCUAACCCUAGGCAUGCGCCUGGUCAAGGAACGCACAACACAUCUCCCCGGCGCCGACAACAAUGUCUGGUCCUCAGGCCUGUUUAAGGACAUCUUUGAGGCCGUGGUUGAAGCCCCCGCUGGGGAGGAUCUACGGUCCGAAUUUGUCUCAAAAUUCGUCAAGGAGUAUGAAGACGUCAGAUACCAUACCUUCGGGCAAAUAUCUGAAUAUGCCGCCGUCAAACGAAGCUCCAAUGUCCUCGAAACCCUCAUCGCGAUCCUCUCGGCUUGCGACGAAGUGCCUGCCGCAGAUCACGAGUUUGAAAACUUCUACACCCAGGUUGAUACAAAAAACAAGCGCAUGGCCUCGGUGAAUUCCCACAAGAAGCGGGCGCAGGAGGCAUGGCUGGCCAUCCUCCGCAAUAAUCUCUCGCAGUCGCAGCGAAAGUCUCUCCUGCGCAUCAUGGUGCACAACAUCGAGCCCUGGUUCAACCGACCCGAGCUACUCAUGGACUUCCUCACGGACUCAUACAAUGUGGGUGGCGCAACGUCACUCCUCGCGCUGUCCGGCCUGUUCUACCUGAUUCAAGAGAAGAACCUGGACUACCCGCAAUUCUACCAAAAGCUGUACUCCCUUCUGGACACCGAUCUCCUUCAUUCGAAACACCGGUCCCGGUUUUUCCGCCUGCUCAACACCUUCCUCUCCUCGACCCAUCUGCCGGCCGCGUUAGUCGCCAGCUUCAUCAAGCGGCUCUCUCGUCUCGCGCUGAAUGCGCCCCCUUCCGCCAUCGUGGUUAUCGUCCCUUUCAUCUACAAUUUCUUCAAGAGCCAUCCGACCUGUACCUUCAUGAUGCACCGCGCCAUCCGCGACAAGCAGCUGGCCGCAAACCUGGAGGCCCAAGGCAUGGAUGACCCGUUUGAUCCCUCCGAGACCGACCCUACCCGCACCAACGCCAUCGAGAGUAGUAUCUGGGAGAUUGAGACGCUGCAGUCUCACUACCAUCCCAAUGUUGCUGCUAUCGCCCGCAUCAUCUCCGAGCAGUUCACCAAGCAAGCUUAUAACCUGGAGGACUUCCUCGAUCAUACGUAUCAGGGCAUGAUUCAUGCAGAGCUUGGUUCCGAGGAGAGGCCAAUGCGGAAGACUCCCGUCGUGGAAUACCAGAUCCCCAAGCGGAUCUUCACGGAUCGUCUGCUGGAGGAGGAUGGCGGGUUGGACUCGGGUGCUGGGAGUUUCAUGCGUGGGCUGUGGGAUUUCUGA